Messenger RNA from Menidia menidia (Atlantic silverside), 2183 nucleotides. NCBI's taxonomy places the organism in Eukaryota, Metazoa, Chordata, Actinopteri, Atheriniformes, Atherinopsidae. The record is from the annotation of a GenBank genome assembly.
CUGAACGGGACUUCGAUGAUUUACGGCAGAGUUGGGCCGAGAAAGGACGUGAUUCAAGGCCCUGCUGACGGCUUUAAAGCUGCCAAAAUGCAGCCAAAGGAAACAGAGUAUUCAACAGAUGGGCUGCCCAAAGCCUUCCUGCACAGCUUAAGGACCCUGUUUGACAUUUUGGAUGACUCCGAUAGGGGUUACGUCCACAUAUCGGAGAUUGAGAGCCGCUGGCAGGGCGCGGACACUCGGGACCUGCCCGGGGGGGUUCUGGGUUGCCUGAGGAGGGUCACGCCGCCGCAUGGCUGCCUCACCUUUGAGCGGUUCGUGGCCGGCCUGCGGUACUCCAUGCUCAACCCGGAGAACGGCUCCCACUUCAAGGUCCAGGCUGCGGUGCAGCCUCAGAAGCAGGCGCCUCAGCAGCCGCCGAAAUCCGCCCCGCUCUCCACAUGCAGCGUCGGGACCCGGGUCGAGAACAAGGUCCGCCCGCUCGCGCUGAGCAACGUGACGAACACCCAGCAGCAGCAGCAGCAGAGCCGGGGGGUUUCCUCCCAGCAGAGCCGGGGGGCGUCCUCCCUCCAGAGCCGGGGGGUGUCCUCCCAGCAGAGCCGGGCCCGGGCGGAGGAGGGCUCCGGGUACGCCGCGGGCGGGCCGGCGCGCUACGCCGCCGGGUUCGAGCGGUCCGGCCGGAGUUUGGAGCGAGUUCCCGCCGUCCCGGAGGGCGGGGGCUACCGUGCCGAAGCGGGCCACGCUGCCCAGCCAGCGCAGCCCCAGCAGAGCGGGGUCCGGUCCAUCGAGUCGCUGGCGCUGGAGUCCCCGCAGCUCCAGAACCCAGAUGUUAUGAAAUCAGGUUUACCAAGAUCUCAAAGUGAAUCAGCCACAGGAUUUACCGGAGGCUCCAGGCGACAUAGGCGGAGUCGGGAAGAGCAGAGGAGGCAUACCAUUUCCAACGGAGUGGAUUAUGGAAUGACUAAUCUACCUCCUAUUGGCCCAAUCAUUCUCCUCCCAUCCCUCUGGCCCCCUGCGUCUGGCCCGCGCCGUCCCGCCCGGGGCCCCGUCACUCUGCCCCUCCCACCCUGCACUCGGGAGCUGCCUCCUCUCACUUUCCGUCUCUCCCCCUGCCUCACCAUUUCUCCCUCUUCACAGCUCACCUCCUCUCCCUCGUUCUUUCCGCCUCCUUGGCCCGCUGCUGCCCUGAUGGUAGUGAGCCGGGCCGGGCCCAGGGGCCUGGUAGAACUAGAGGACUCCUUUGGCCCGCCCGGCCCCGCCUGGACGGCUGUGUGGGCUGCCUACACGACCGUCUUCAUCCCUCUCAGCAGUAGCCUCUACAGCAGCAAGGCCUUGCAUUUUUUCCUGUGGUUGAAACAAAUGAAAGAGCUGGAGCAAGAGAAGGAUUCCCUGCUGGCGGGCCUGGAGGUGGUGGAGCGAGCCCGAGACUGGUACCAGGGACAAAUCCAUAAUGUCACCGAGAGGCAGCGACAAGUGGGGAAAAGCUCCCACUCCACGGAUUUCUUCACAGAGGCCAGUCAAACUCGCUUGAACGUUCUCAUCCCGAAAUUACAAGAAGUCAACCGCUGCCUUAAUGACCUGAUUUCCUGCACUGGAGUGCAGUGUUUUCCUUCCAGCGGGGCUCAGACGGCCGCUCUCUCAGUGAGCUCCCAGCCUCCAGCCCCAGCUCCUCCUCAGGCCAUCCAGAGACUGAAGGACCAAAACCGACUCCUGACACAGGAAGUGACGGAGAAGAGCGAGCGAAUCGCCCAGCUGGAGCAGGAGAAGUCGGCCUUGAUAAAGCAGCUUUUCGAGGCUCGAGCCCGCAGCGCACAGGACGCUAGCACCAUGGAUUCCACCUUCAUCUGAAAGGAGAUGAGCUCCACCCAACACCAACACCAAGCGUCAGCCAGGAAUCGCCAGGGUGUCGUGUCCUAUCCGUGUUGGGUGUUGGAGGAAUACUGAAAUGAAGUCUUUUGUUUACUGAGCUGACCACGCAUGGCAGGAAUGCAGCUUUAGCCAUAACACUCCCUCAACCGCACAGUGUGACCACUCCAGCCCCGAAUCGAACCGCACACGACCUGAAUGUGAACACUCCUGACCCCAGAGAGAAGCUGCGUUCACGUUCUCUGCAUCAACACUAAGCUGAAAAGACUGGACCGCUGAAGACUGAUCUCUUGAAGCAUCUGCAAGAACCCCCCCCCCCC